Messenger RNA from Delphinapterus leucas (beluga whale), 929 nucleotides. The record is from RefSeq and is a predicted model, not a curated record. NCBI's taxonomy places the organism in Eukaryota, Metazoa, Chordata, Mammalia, Artiodactyla, Monodontidae.
GGCUGGCGGCUGCCCCCCAAUAACAGGUGCACAUUCCUGGGCGCCUCGUCACUUCCCCUGCGCUGGCUGUCCUGGUGGCUCACCCAAGCGGACUCACUGAGCGACGCGGGCGGGCUAUGACCCCAGGGGCGCUGCUGCUGCUGCUGCUGCUGGGGGCGUUGGGGGCGCCAUUCGCCCCGGGCGCCCGCGGCUCAGAGGCGGAGGGCCGACUCCGCGAGAAACUUUUCUCGGGCUAUGAUAGCUCGGUGAGGCCGGCGCGGGAGGUGGGAGACCGCGUCGGGGUCAGCAUUGGUCUCAGCCUAGCGCAAUUAAUCAGCCUGAACGAGAAGGAUGAGGAGAUGAGCACAAAGGUCUACUUAGACCUGGAGUGGACUGACUACAGGCUGAGCUGGGACCCUGAGGAGCAAGAGGGCAUCGACUCACUCCGCAUCACUGCCGAAUCCGUGUAGCUACCAGACGUGGUGGUCCUAAACAACAACGACGGAAAUUUUGAUGUUGCUCUGGACAUCAGCGUCGUGGUGUCCUCCGACGGCUCCGUGCGCUGGCAGCCCCCGGGCAUCUAUCGCAGCAGCUGCAGCAUCCAGGUCACCUACUUCCCCUUUGACUGGCAGAACUGCACCAUGGUGUUCAGUUCCUAUAGCUAUGACAGCUCAGAAGUCAGUCUGCAGACCGGCUUGGGUCCCGAUGGGCAGGAGCGGCAGGAAGUGCACAUUCAUGAAGGCACCUUUAUUGAGAAUGGUCAAUGGGAGAUUAUUCACAAGCCUUCUCGGCUAAUCCAGCCUCCAGUGGAUCCUAGGGGAGGGGGGGAAAGACGGCGUGAAGAAGUCACCUUCUACCUCAUCAUUCGCCGGAAGCCUCUCUUUUACCUGGUCAACGUCAUUGCCCCAUGCAUCCUCANGGAGCAAAGGAUGCUUGUGAAAGUUAAAUAA